AUGAUAGGACAGGAUUGCGAUCCCCGAGACUUGGAAGCGUUUGCUGAACAUUUUAAGCAAAGACGAAUAAAAUUAGGCGCAACGCAAGCAGACGUUGGAGCAGCAUUGGGGAAACUGAAACUACCUGGAGUUGGUUCCUUGAGUCAAAGUACAAUAUGCAGGUUUGAAUCUUUGACACUCAGUCACAACAACAUGGUCGCUUUGAAACCUGUUCUUCAGGCUUGGUUGGGGGAAGCAGAAAGAGCUGCUAGAGAAGCCAGAAUAAGAGAAGAGUAUCUGAAUAGUCUCGGGGAUGGGACUUUAUCAGAAUUCGGAGACAAAAAAAGAAAAAGAACAUCAAUAGCCGGUCCUGAGAAAAGAUCUUUAGAAGCCUACUUCGCUAUUCAACCUCGACCGUCUGGCGAGAAAAUCGCUCAAAUAGCUGACAAGUUGGACCUGCGCAAGAAUGUGGUGCGCGUGUGGUUUUGCAACCAGAGACAGAAGCAAAAACGAAUGAAAUUUUCAGCUACUUCACUAAAAGCCUCGCAUUAA
Helobdella robusta is the source of this 531-nucleotide messenger RNA. RefSeq lists its product as hypothetical. The record is from RefSeq and is a predicted model, not a curated record. Gene Ontology annotation, molecular function: DNA-binding transcription factor activity, RNA polymerase II-specific; RNA polymerase II cis-regulatory region sequence-specific DNA binding. NCBI's taxonomy places the organism in Eukaryota, Metazoa, Annelida, Clitellata, Rhynchobdellida, Glossiphoniidae. The transcript has a single exon. Bases 1 to 531 code for a protein of 176 amino acids. Gene Ontology annotation, biological process: regulation of transcription by RNA polymerase II.